Anarrhichthys ocellatus (wolf-eel) is the source of this 2506-nucleotide messenger RNA. RefSeq names its product mRNA decay activator protein ZFP36. The transcript is spliced from 2 exons. The coding region runs from base 95 to 1369 and encodes 424 amino acids. Gene Ontology annotation, molecular function: mRNA binding; metal ion binding. The record is from RefSeq and is a predicted model, not a curated record. NCBI's taxonomy places the organism in Eukaryota, Metazoa, Chordata, Actinopteri, Perciformes, Anarhichadidae.
AGCACAGAUCUAACUUGACUUAAGUCUGGACAUAGGUUUCUAACAGUCACCCGUGGAUCAGAGCUAAAUCUUCUUUUAGCUAAAGGGAUACAGCAUGUCCGAAAUGCUUGACGACAUUUUCACGAAGAACUUUAUGAACCUGGCCCUGGAAGAAGCCUUGCUCCCUAAACAGUCUCAACUCAAAGGCCCGGGGCAGAGUAGGCUGAACAGGUCAACCUCCUUCUUCUCUUCCCCCUCCCCUCCUUCCCCCUCAAGCCACAGCUUGAGCACCGAGCAUGUCAACAAUACCGACAACGGCAGCCCUUUCUGGUCAUCCAACAUCUGGAGCCAGGGCCCCGUCUCAAAAUCUAAACAGCUCCCCUUCAGGCCCGACCGCUCCAUGAGCCUGACCGAGUCCAGCAGCAGCCUGCUCUCCUCCUUCGGACAGCUAAGGAACCUGGAGGCUUUUCCCUCUGCCACUACCGUGGCUCCACCACCUGGCUUCCCUCCCUCAUCUACCCUCCCACCCCAGGUUCAACCAGUGGUGGCCCCUAAUCGUUACAAGACGGAGCUGUGCCGUGGCUUCCAGGAGACUGGCAACUGCAAGUAUGGCAGUAAGUGCCAGUUUGCCCAUGGCGAGCCGGAGCUGCGUGGACUGUUCCGCCACCCCAAGUACAAGACAGAGCCCUGCAGAACCUUCUACAACUUUGGCUACUGCCCCUAUGGCUCACGCUGCCACUUCAUCCAUGAGGACAAAAUCAACGGAGCUCCGUUAUCGACUGCCAAAUUCCAGAAUCAGCAGCAACAAUUUCCCACCAGCACCAGUGGUCAGAAUCCACGCCACCAGCUGCGCCAGAGUGUCAGCUUCGGCGGGUUUCUGGGCUCUUCACGCUGCUCCCCUCCUCCAUCAUUCCUUUCAUCCUUCAAUGAUCCGAACCUGGGCUUCAGCCGUGCUGCCUCCGUUUCUCCCCCUCCUGCUGAUCUCCUCUCCCCAGUGUUCAGUGACUCCCUGCAGCGGGAGGUAGCAGCAUUCCAGUUUGGCAACCAUCAGACCCGUGCCAGCACCGGAGACAUCCACAAUAUUCCCCUCAUGCUGGAGCCAAAGACCUCACACUGUGUGUGUGGCCAUGGAAAUAACUUUAACAGCAACAACAGCAGAGCCGCCAGCUUGGAUGACGGGCACAACCAAGACAGCAGCAUGCUGUUUCCUGGUCCCGGAGGCCACAGAGGAUUCGUGAAGCCUGCUGGACUCCAGCGUUUCUCCUCUGAGGACUCCCUGGAGGACAGCUACAGCAGCAGCAGCGGAGGCUCCAGUGGAACCGAGUCUCCAACCUUCGACGCAGCCACCAAGAGGCUCACUGUGUUUGAACGCCUGUCCCUGUCCGACUAAACGGAGCAAAAGGGAAGAGCUGAAGAGAACUCUGACACCUUGUCACCUGUGUCUGUUUAUCUGAACUUCUCUUCAGAACCAGAACUGAUCAGGACAAGUCAACUUGACACAACAACACUUAAAGUUCUUAAUUUAUGUUUGUAAAAUGGAACUCGUCUUGGAAAAAAACUACAUACUGAGAUGAUUUUAGAAUCCAAAUGUUAUCAGACUCUAUUUUUAUACUUAAAAAUACUGUGUAGCCUAUUAGACCUUUGUAUGUGGUCUUCCAUAAAAAUUAACUCUUUUGCAGGUCUUGCCAGUACCAGUUAAUAGCCUGGUUUGCCCUUACUGUUAAUCUGUAGUGAUCAAAAUGGCUUAUCUUUAGCGAUAAUCAUUAAUUCCUGUGUCUUUAAGAUUUUCCCUGCGUCAUAGGCCAUUUACUCGUGGUGCCACAAACAGUAUGUUUGAUUCAGUAGCCUUAAUCAGUGAGACCCGACACGUGUCAUUGAUGCCAUUUUAUCUGUGAUAUGCACUUUACAGCUUAUCAAAAUGGGAGAAACUGUCAAGUCUCCCAGUAGCAUUCAACCAAAGCUUCAUACUUCACUCUGCUUGUGUGUGUGUGAGUGUGUGUGUGUGUGUGUGUGAGUGUGUGAGAGUCUGUGUGUGUGGGUAUGUGUGUAACCAUGUAAUUUUCCCAAAACCUGGGGUGCGAGCAUGUAUAAGUGGCAAAAUACUGAAAGAUCAAAGUGUGCUAACAGGAGAAAAGAAAUGAUGGUCAGUGAGUUUAGUUAUGGAUCUCUGUUUCCUGACACACUUUCAUUCUGUAAAACAUUCUGUUAUCUUCGCUAGCUUGUAAAUUGCACCCCAUCGUUUUAUUGUCCCCUGUUUCUUCGACAACCUGGUUCAGGGAAUUUAACGCCGCAGUAUUCCUUUUGGUCAUUGGUUGCCUUGUGUUGUUUAACUUAAACUAAUAUAUUUAUUAUGGUAUUUAUUUGUGUUUAAAGAAAACAAAAUGUAUUUUGUACUUUAUUUAUGGAGAAAUAUUUCAACGUCUGUGAAAUACCAAUGUGAGAAAAAGCAGUAAAAAAGAGAAUCCUAUAUUUUUAAUUGCCUGAAAGGGAAAAAAAACUUAAUUUCUGAAUAAAGAAAUGAAAUUAC